Messenger RNA from Pseudogymnoascus verrucosus, 1043 nucleotides. RefSeq lists its product as uncharacterized. Lineage: Eukaryota; Fungi; Ascomycota; Leotiomycetes; Thelebolales; Thelebolaceae. Bases 83 to 916 code for a protein of 277 amino acids. The transcript has 3 exons. The record is from RefSeq and is a predicted model, not a curated record.
CUUCUAUGUCCCCUGAUCAUUUAGAUCCACAUCAGACUCCUUACACACCUAUCGAUAUUUACCAAAAGCACAUCCGUCUAAGAUGUCUAUUAAGGAAACAUUUCCCCACCCAUCCUGCGAGUUAUCUAAAUUCCAUUUACCAAUGUUUAAUCGAGAUAAGGAUACACAGGACAUGUACCGCUUCAGUAGGAUGGCUGACUCUAUAAUUAAUUAUAAAGACUCUGGUAGAUACGCCGAAGGAUCAUGGGGCUACACAGUACUACGCACGACAUACUCAGAUGAGUCUAACACGCUAUGGUCAGUUGGGCUAGAAAAUCUGAAGCGCUGGGUGACGCAGUAUUUUGUCCACAUAAACCGUCUGGCUACGAACAAAAGCGACGGAUCAGUCAAUGAAGAGCUUGGACGCCGCUUCAUCCUUGAGGAAUUCGAUAUAGACUCAGAGAAGCUAAACAUCCCUGACCUUAACAAGGCUAGCCAAGACGACAUUAAGGCGCUUACUAAUGUUUUUGAUUCUUGGCUUCGGAGUGCUGUUGGUAAUGUCGAAGGCAAUGAGGAAUUUAACAUUCAACAUAGCGCUAGGUUCUGCGACUUCCUAGUUAUUGAUGAGGUUUCACUUCGCUCGCUCACCGCGCUCCCUAAGGAGACACCGCCGUUGGGAUUAGUAAGUCGCGAGGAAAGACGAGCUCGGGAUAUUCUCUAUUGCUAUUCGUACGUCUGGCUAGUUGACUCGCAGGCCGUAAAACGAUUCCAGGGCGUUGAGGAUAGCGACAACUAUGAUGGGUGGAUGAAAUUGUGUACUGAAGAUAUCUAUGAUGCAUGGUUUGAAAGGACUAAUGCAUGUGGGAAGUGGUUAUAUACCUUUGAACGUAAGGAUAUCCCUAAAUUACCUGGGAAGUUGUGGUAUUCCGCCCAGUAAAUCUGCAUGAACGGCGACAUGAGGAAACCUUUUUAUAAGAGAAUUAUUUAGGCAGCAAAGAAGGGUGGAGGUUUAGCCAUCUACUAGAGGUACAGAUUCGUAGUAAAGACAUCACUAAUAAUUUUGC